GUAUGCUAUGCCUCUUUCAACUUCAGAUACCUCUUACUAUUAAAAUUAAAUUGAGUUUCUAAUUUAGAAUUUCGGCUUGGCGCUUUAAAAUUUGUAUAUUUCCUCAACUAAAUCUUUAGUGGCAACCAAAUUUGUUGUAACAGAUCCGCAAUGGACGACACCCGCACUCUAAAGUACACCAUUAAGUGGGAUGAGUUCGAGGGAAUGCUCAUAACUGACAUUAACUUCAAGUAUUACGACAUGGUGAUAGAGUUCAUGUGGACCCAAUCUUUUUUGAAAAGCUUGGUGUUUGAGAGUCUCGGACUAUUCAAUCUGCCGGACAUGAAGGAGACUUAUUCCAAAUAUGUCCUUCACAUACUGAGAAACGAGUGUUCGGUGAUGAUGAUUAGCGAGGAUGAGAAGCAAAUUAAGGCCGUGGGUCUGCUCGAGUGGAUGACAGAGGAAUGGCACUCCUGGGUCUUCUUCCCCUCAUCGAUGCCCCGGAAUUUGUUUCAACAGAUCAUCAUGAUGAAGAAGGAGCUCAUCGAUGCCACCAAGGAGAACCUCGGCAUCUCCACAUACGAUGCCCUGAUGGUUCACGAGAUUGCCUUUCCGGACGAGCUGUACUUCAACAAGGACUUCCUAAUGGUCAUGUUCGACGCCUUCGCCUCGGUGGCCCAGCACAUGCACAUGCCCCGAGUGAGCUUUAUCGCACUGAGUACUGCGGACCAGGAGGCAGCAAGCCUGAUCGAGUACGAUGAGAUUGGACGCACCAUUUACUCCAUUUAUAAGGUGGGAAACACCCGGCCCUUCGAUAUCCUGCGUGAGCUGGACGAGAUGUAUGCGCUGCUCUUUGAGCUGCCGCUUCCUCCGCUUCUCAAGUACGUAGAUAUGCCCGGCUUUGAGGAGUUCCACGAGGCAUUGGAUGCCAGAUUGGCCAAGGAGGCUGCCGAAAAGAGGGAUGAUGACUUCUAGUUCCUGGGUUACCCCACAUGACGCCUACUUUUGGGCUCAGCUCUCGAGCAGCUUCCCAAAAACGCAAUGACUGGGAGCGGUAGUCGACGGUUUACAGCGACAGGCGGUACAUUUUCAAGCUGAUUUGUGAUAAGCUUAUCAUCCGAUCCCUGUUGUUGCGGAAAGUGGUUUCCGAUUGCGGUUUUGAUAAGGCCUCUCAGCUGCGUAUACACAGCGAGAAAUGUCACAAAACUAUCUAAAAUUUCGCGUCCUAUCCCAUAUUUGAACCUUCAAUAUUUCUGUGUAGUUUCGAAAUGUAUUUCUUUUAAAUAAGUAAAGCUUAUAUGCUUUUCAUAAA
Messenger RNA from Drosophila serrata, 1291 nucleotides. RefSeq lists its product as uncharacterized. The record is from RefSeq and is a predicted model, not a curated record. Lineage: Eukaryota; Metazoa; Arthropoda; Insecta; Diptera; Drosophilidae.